CUUUCAUAAAACAAAUCAUGUCAAUGUCCACAACAACGUCAAAAUGUAACAACGAUAACAAAAGUGACAGCACUAACUUUAACAAAUUUAAAAAUUACUCCGCCCUCUACGAUUACUUGACAGGCACCGGUGCUCACAAUUUCACCGAUUCAGUGACAAUAGGCUUUGUGGGCGCCUACGGGCAAGCCCCAGUUGAUCUGGGAGCCCUACCAUUGGCCAUAGAAGCUGUGAAUGCUGAUAAAGAUCUUCUUCCUGGAAGAGAACUGAAGUUCGUCACCGCAGACAUUGGCUCGACUCGGUCGUCUUCGUUACCCACCCGAGCGAUACGAGCGAUGACGGAAAUGCGCGACAACGGCAUCGUCGCAUUCAUAGGACCGGAUGCUUCGUGUCUGCCGGAAGCGUUGGUUGCAGCCGCUUGGAACUUGCCGAUGAUAUCUUACAAAUGCAGUGAAACCAAAGUAUCGAAUAAAAAAAUAUACUCAACCUUUGCCCGAACUCUGACCCCAUCUAGCAAAGUAUCAAAAAGCGUAGUGGCCCUUUUAAAAGCCUUCAAAUGGGACAAAUUCGUUCUGGUAACCGGAAGUACCGCGUCUUCCGGAAGUGAGGUUAAAGAAGCCAUCGAGGAUCUUGCUACAAGAGAAGGGUUAAUGGUAAUCGAAUCAAAACAGUAUUCUGCUUUUUAUAUCCCUAGGUACAUCGAGGAGAUGUGCAAUGUUGUCGGUGACACGUAUCGUAUAACCAGGAUUUAUGUCUUCGUCGGUGAGCAUAUAGCCUUAAUUGAUUUUAUUAAGUGUCUUCAACGAAGGAAUCUCCUAUAUAGCGGAGACUACGUUGUCAUAUCCGUGGACGAUGAAAUAUACGACCCAAAUAGAACCAUUAAGAUCUUAAGUCGAGAUUAUUUGGAUCCAUUCCUAAACGAAUCAUGGGACAAAGUGAUGGGCUUUAGGUCUGUUUUGAAGCUGACUCCGUCAUAUCCAGGGAAUCCAAAAUACAAGGAGUUCGUGGAAAAAAUCAAAGCUCUCUCGAUAAGAAAACCAUUUUGUGUGCCGUACCAUGCGACAAUAUUCGGCAGUAUAUCAGUCUCUAUUGGAGCUGCAAGGGUCUUCGACGCCGUUUUCAUCUUGGCCAGAGCUUUAACAGAAGUUUUUCAAGUCAAUGGAGAUCCCAGAGAUGGGAUUGCGGUCAUUAAGAGAAUAUUAAACAGACGCUACCACUCAAUACAAGGUUUUGACGUCUUCAUGGACGCCAAUGGAGACGCUGAAGGGAAUUUUACCGUUGUGGUUCUAUUGGAUGACGAGAGAGCUAACGGAACCCAAUGGAUGAGCAUGCAGCCGGUUGGGUAUUUUCAGUACAAACACAAUAACAGUUCUACUUUGCCUGAAUUUAAGUAUUUGAAUCCAGACCGCCCGAUACAAUGGAUUGGAGGGAAGGUACCAGCAGCAGAACCAGAAUGCGGGUUUUUCGAAGAAAAAUGCGUUAACCCUGUCGAUUGGAAAAUCAUAGCGAGCAUCGUUUUAAUAUCGAUCAUCGUUAUGGUUGCCAUCUUAUUUGGAGUUAAACAUUAUAGAUACGAGCAAAAAUUGGCAUGCCUUUUGUGGAAAAUCGACAUGAAGGAUGUCACUAUUAUCCCCACGGAGACCACUGAGGUUAAAAAUAGAAAUAUGAUCAGGGUGUGCAGACAAAGCGUUUUUCAUGCCCCGACAUCAAGCAGUAUAGUAGAAAUAUCGGACCAAUCCCCUAAAAGAGCUUACACAACCAUAGGUCUUUAUAAAGGUAACAUAGUGGCCAUAAAAAACCUCAACAAAAAGUCCGUUGACUUGACGAGAUCGAUAAGGAAGGAGCUAAAACAGAUAAGAGAGAUGAGACACGAAAAUUUGAUACCAUUCAUAGGAGCGAGUGUUGACCACGGGCAUGUCGCCAUUUUGACAGCUUACAGUGCCAGGGGGAGUUUGGAGGACGUACUGAAGAAUGAAGACCUCAACUUGGAUCACAUGUUUGUUUCUUCAUUGGUGACGGAUAUCUUAAAAGGAAUGAUCUAUAUACACGACAGCGACAUCACCUCACACGGCAAUCUACGAUCAAGUAACUGCCUCAUUGAUAAUAGAUGGGUGCUACAAAUUUCGGAUUUUGGCCUACACGAGUUUAAACAUUGCAACGAUGAGUUGGACUUUGACAACAAAAACCUCAAACGCAUGCUCUAUAGAGCCCCUGAGUUGUUGAGGCAGUCCUCGCCCCCAUUACGUGGUACGCAGAAAGGAGAUGUGUACUCGUUUGGGAUAGUCUUCUAUGAAAUAAUAGGCAGAAAUGGCCCGUGGGGAAAAACAGCCAUAAAUUCAAGCAUUUUAGAAAUAAUCGGAGAGGUCAAGAAAGUGGACAAACUCAUACCUUUCAGGCCACCCCUGGAAGAUCUAGGCAUACCGGAGUACAUUUUGAGGUGCAUGAAGUCUUGCUGGGAGGAAGAUCCAGAAAUAAGACCCGACAUCAGGUUCGUGAGGGUUCUGCUCAAAGAAAUGCAAGCCGGUCUUAAGCCCAACAUUUUCGACAAUAUGCUAGCUAUAAUGGAGAAGUACGCCUACAAUCUGGAGGGUCUAGUGCAGGAACGAACCAAUCAACUGACAGAGGAGAAAAAGAAGACCGAUGCACUUUUACAUAGAAUGCUACCCAAAUAUGUUGCUGAGUCACUGAAAAAGGGAGACAAAGUUGAGGCGGAAAUAUUCGACUGUGUGACGAUUUACUUCAGCGAUAUAGUCGGUUUUACAGAGUUAUCAGCCGUCAGCACACCUUUACAAGUGAUUGAUCUCCUUAACGAUCUCUACACGUGUUUCGAUUCAAUCAUCUCCCACUAUGAUGUCUAUAAAGUGGAGACCAUUGGUGAUGCUUACAUGGUUGUCAGUGGUUUGCCGAUAAGAAAUGGCGACAGACAUGCUGGGGAAAUCGCCUCGAUGGCAUUACAUCUGCUGAGUAAAAUAAAAAAGUUCGAAAUCAAACACCGCGUCGGUGAAGUGUUGCAACUGAGGAUUGGGAUACAUUCUGGUCAUUGCGUGGCUGGCGUGGUGGGUCUCAAGAUGCCCAGAUACUGUCUAUUCGGAGACACUGUUAAUACAGCAUCCAGAAUGGAGAGUACUGGUGAAGCAUUCCGAAUUCACAUAUCUCACGCCACUUAUAUGUUGUUGCAAAGACUUGGUGGUUAUAUUUGCGAGGAAAGAGGUCUCAUUCCUAUAAAAGGAAAGGGGGAGAUGUAUACCUAUUGGCUUAUAGGGGAAGAUUCUGCUCAAAGAAUGGCUAGAAUUCGUGAAGAAAUUGCUGGGUCCACUCUAUUUAAUAGUAUUAGUUCUGAAAGACUGAGUAAAACUCCCGAUCUGUUACGUAGACCAGGGGUGAAUCUAUUGGGAUCAGAACUGCAUUUCCCCAGUCCGUCUCAAUCCCCAUUUGCCAUCCAACACUUACAUAACAGAGCCAGACUUGCUCUGUCACUGCACCACAGCGAGGAAAUUAUCCCCCAAGAAAACCAACUCAUGUCUCAGAUGUGUUUGGGAAACUCAAGAGUUUUCAAUUCGAAUAAUCAGAGGAACCCCAGUUCGGCUCCAAUUAUUUCCUUCAUACAAAAAGAUCAGAUUUUGUAAUCUUACAGUAUUCUAUAUGGUACUGUGUUUCAAUGUAUUAAAAAUAUGGAUGUUAGAAAUAAUCCCAAACAGCCUUGAGUCGGAGCUUCAGGGAAUCCAAUGGAGGUCCAUAGAACGUUUCAAUGUGUUGUUUGGGAAUAGAACCUACAUCAAAAUGUAUAAGAAACGAAUAUAUAUACCCGUCCCAGAUAUUUAUCAGUGUCAAUUAUAAUAUUGAAGUAAAUGUUUUCAAAAAUUUAUAUUAAGUUUUAUUUAUCAAUAAAUAAUAUUUUAUACAAUGUAAAAAAUAGGUUUAAAAAAUAGUUAAAAUUUCAUUAAAACAUAUUUGAAUAUAAAUAAAAUCUAUCACAUAUUUUUGGAGGGUUUAAAGUUAUAUUUACACUGCGUUGGCAAUCGUGGAUAGUACCCCCCAUAACAGUCAAAAACCAUGUUUAUUUCAGUCGUACCCUUAGGUUUUAUAUUAGGUUUAACAAGUGCGUUUUCUAGAACCCUCAACGGGGCAUAUGCUAUGGGGCAUUUAACCGAUACAUCUAUACGAAGCCCUAAAUGUGGGACUCUAUACAACAUAUUCUCGCUUGAUGAGUUGGCAACCCUAAAAAAAUCCCCAUGGUUUCCAUUAUUAACCUGAACCACAUCUACAUCCUCAUGCUCAUCGUCCUCUUCGUCGUUAUCGUUAUGAACCGUUUGGAAUUUUUGAGUGUACG
Molecule: messenger RNA, 4327 nt
Organism: Brassicogethes aeneus
Lineage: Eukaryota; Metazoa; Arthropoda; Insecta; Coleoptera; Nitidulidae
Source: the annotation of a GenBank genome assembly